AAAGUCACAAUUUUUGGCGGACUUGUGUACUUGUGUUGAUUAUGUUAUCCAUCCUCGACAUCGGAGUGAUCGGAGUGUUCGGUUCAGAGUAUUUUACUUUAGAGCAAUCGGUUAUUAAAGUAGUUUUCUCAGAUUGAUAUCAACGUUUUUGUAAUUUGUGUCUGCAGCAUGUGAAGUUUUUUAAUUUGCAACGACGCCGCUUAACAAUCAUCUAAUACGGAGUUUAGUUAUCACAUAACCUAUAAUCAGACAUACCUCGCCGGUUUUUCAUCAACGGAUCUACACAAAAAUGAAUCUAAUAUGUGUGAUAUGUAGCGAGUUAUUGGUACCAUCCGACGAUAUUUUCCAUACACCAUGUGGACAUAUAUUUCACUAUGCGUGCUUGUUGCAAUGGCUUGAAAGAUCAAAGACUUGUCCACAAUGUCGAGUAAUAACCACUACUCGUACAAUACAUAGGAUAUAUUUCAACUUUUCAAAUAAUGACAACAUUGCAGAAGAUGCUGCAUCUCUGCAGAAUAAAAUUGACAACUUGAAUUUCCAGCUAAAACUGAAAGACAAAAAUCUUAGUAAUCUUACAGAAGACAAUGACAAAUUAAAGAAUCAAACAGCUGGCUUAAGACACAAAAUUUAUGAAGUUGAAAGUGAAAUAGUUAAUAAGAAUUCUGCAAUUCAUGCAUUUAAAGAUCAGAUUAAAUUUUAUAAACAACAAUCUUCAAAUGCGGAGAAUGAUAGGAAAGAGAAUGAAGAGUUGAAAAAAAAACUCAAAUUCUUGAAAAGCGUACAAAAUUUAAUAGAUGAAUAUUCUACAUCUAAUGUGGAGGAUAUAACAAUGCAAACAGAUGAUGUUUCCAAACUUAGGAUAUACAUAGGAAUAUUAAAAAAGGAACUUGACAGCAUGCGUGAGAAGAGCAAAGAGUUGAGGAACAAAUGUAAGAUGGAACAACAAAUAUUCAUGCAACUCUCCAGAAAAAAUAAAUUUUUGGUACAGAAAUGUGCUAAACAAAAUGAAUUGAAACAACAUUCUACAGAAUUAGAAGAACAAUUAAAACGCUGUGAAACCGAAAAGAUAUCUUUACAAACUCAGCUUUUUAACAUGCAAAUAGAUGCACAAAAAUGCAUAUGUAAUAAAAUAUCCGUGCAGCAAGAGAGCUAUGAGCAAGAAAACUUAAAAGAGCAUAAGGAAUCUUAUACCGUAAAAUCUAAAACAAUGAAUGAAUAUAUGCCAAAAAUGGAAUACAUUUCAAAACUCAAAAAGAGUAGUAGCAUAAAUUUAGAUGAUAGUACCGAGAAUAUCCCAUCAAAUAAAUUGCAGGAUUUCUUUUCGAUAAGGGACCAUGGUAUAAAGAGACACAAAUUUAAUAACAAUUUGAAAAUACCUUCGACACUUGUGAAAAAAUCAAGAAUUGACUCACUAAAUCAAAAGACUGCCAGUGGCAGUGGCAUGAGUUUUGAUGGCUUUGGAGGACAUGCCAAGUAUGAUAAAUUUCCUAAUCCUAUUGUUAACUCGCAUAUAAAAAAAAACAGAGAGGAUCCAACGAUGAGCAAAUCAAAAUACCUUGAUACGGGUGACAAUCAGAAAAUUAGUGAUUUACUGAUAUUUUGUACUGAUUUAUAGUGUCUAAUAUGGUGCCUAAAUUAAUAUGUAACAUGUAAUAGAAAUUAUAAUGAGACGUAAGACUCAAGACGUGAAAGGAUUGGAAAUGUAAUUCCAAUCCAGUCUAGAAUUGCGUAUUUUUUUAUUUUGGAAUAUUAAAAAAGAGAUCCAGAUUAGAUGGUGCAUUUUACACAAAUAUGAUUGUACCUAUUUUUAUAAGAUUUGUAACAUUUUUAUAUAAAAUUUUAUUUCG
Molecule: messenger RNA, 1847 nt
Organism: Acromyrmex echinatior (Panamanian leafcutter ant)
Lineage: Eukaryota; Metazoa; Arthropoda; Insecta; Hymenoptera; Formicidae
Gene: nopo
Product: TRAF interacting protein no poles
Biological process (GO): replication fork processing; protein ubiquitination
Cellular component (GO): site of DNA damage; nucleus
Molecular function (GO): ubiquitin protein ligase activity; zinc ion binding
Source: RefSeq, a predicted model, not a curated record